AUGGUGGGUGGCCUCUUGUAUCUCACUCAUAUGCGACCCGAUCUCACAUUCGCAGUUAGCUUGGUUUCUCGUUACAUGCAAAGCCCAACCAAGCAUCAUAUGGGAUCUGUGAAACGAAUAUUUCAUUAUGUAUCUAGUAUAGUCAAUAAGGGUAUUAGAUAUAAAUAUGUCAAGAACUUUGAAUUAAAGGGAUAUGUGGACAGUGACUGGGAAGGAUGCGUUGAUGACCGCCAGAGCACCACCAAUUGGGUCUUCGACUUGGGCUCUGGCGCGAUCGUCUGGAGUUCCAAAAAGCAAGAAGUCAUAGCACUCUCCAGCACAAAAGCAAAGUAUGUGGACAUGACUUCAGCUGCGUGUCAAGCCGUUUGGAUGAGACGCUUGUUGGUCGACUUGGGUGUUCAACAAUAA
This is a messenger RNA of Dioscorea cayenensis subsp. rotundata (Guinea yam), 408 nucleotides long. RefSeq names its product secreted RxLR effector protein 161-like. Bases 1 to 408 code for a protein of 135 amino acids. The transcript has a single exon. The record is from RefSeq and is a predicted model, not a curated record. Lineage: Eukaryota; Viridiplantae; Streptophyta; Magnoliopsida; Dioscoreales; Dioscoreaceae.